AUGAUGGAGAUAGUUGUAUAAGUACUACCAACAAUGCCAAAAAAGAUCAAAAAAAAUUAACAGUUUUUGAUUUCUACUCAACCUUCCUUGAAUUUUAUCAUUUACAUUAAGUAAAAAAAUAAUCUGAAUUAGGAAGAAUGAUUAAUUUUGAGAAUUUAAUGAUAGAUCUUUUCAAUUUUCAUUAAUCAUUAGCUCUUAAUUUAACAAUGAAAGGACUAAUAUAAAUUAAAGAUAUUUAAAAAAAAUAAUAAAACUUGUAAUUUGUAGAAACUAACAAUAAUUAAGAAGAUGAAUUGUUGGAUGCAUAUUUUAAUGAUUUUAAAACUAAUGGUGAAUAUAAAAAGUUAAUUAGAAGUUGUAUAUAAUUAACAUCAAAGGGACAAAACAAUUCCUUCGCUCAUAAAUCGAUUCAAGAAUUUUAUGUUGAACAUUUUCUUUUAAAAAUAUUUGAUAAUUUAAAAAUUAUGGAUGAUAAUGAUUUUAAAUAUCAACUUUAAACUUACAAAUGGGAGAACACUUGUGCUAAGUUAAAAUAAAAGGAUUUAAGGCUAAGUUUUUCUAGCAAAUAUAGAAUAGUUUUUCUUCCUAAUCAAUAAUUCAUUAUUAAAUAAAAAUAAAUUCAAUCUAUCAUCUGA
Messenger RNA from Paramecium sonneborni, 635 nucleotides. Lineage: Eukaryota; Ciliophora; Oligohymenophorea; Peniculida; Parameciidae. The record is from the annotation of a GenBank genome assembly.